CUGUCUUCAAGCUUCCGAGGACAUGUUGAGGCAGGAAAAGAGGUUCUGUCAAACCUUUAUUUUCUAUAUGCUGGAAAAGAAUUAAAGAAUAAAGUGUGUUUUCUGUUGUGAAAUCAUGGGCCUGUUAUAGCUGUUCUACACGGUUCUUGUGUGAAAGUAAUCACAGCCAGGGGCUUUCCCAACGUGGCACAUUGUAGAACAGGAUGGAUCAAGAAAAGCGGGAUAAGUUGUCCGAGUUGGUGGAGCAGUUGACUACCUCUGGAGAACCACAGCUGAAUCAAGCAAAAAUGAAGGAAGUGAAAAAGAUUUGCAAGCUUUCUGAUGACUACAUCGAUCACUUCUAUCACCUCGUCAUGACCCAGCUAAAUCAGGACCAUGCCGAAGUUCGCUUCUCUGCCUUUCAAAUGGCUACUGAGAUUUUCAGCCGUUCUCAUCACUUCAGAGUUCUCUUGGUAACUAACCUGCAGGAGUUCAUGGAGCUAACGGUAGAGACGGACAUUGAGCAGCCAUUGCCUCCACCGAAAGAGGUGGCCAGGAAGCUGAAGUCUCAAGCCAUCCAGACUGUACAGGCCUGGCAGACCACGUAUGGGGAAGCCUACAAGAAGCUGGCUUUGGGUUAUCACUUUCUGAAGCAAGUUAAAAAGGUAGACUUUCGGGAUGUUGAAGCAAGAACACUGGCUGAGCGAAGGAGACAGGAGGAAAAACAGCAAAGACUGGAGAGAAUUUAUAAGGGAAAGCUUGAAAAGGCCAAAGAGGACAUGGAAGAAAUGGCAUCUGAGAUUGAGGAAUGUCUGACUGAGAUGAACAACUGCAUGACCCUGAUCAUGCCAGACAGUGUGAAUUUUUUUAUUGUCAAUGAUAAGACCGCUGAAGUUAGCACUGAGCAUCGCCAGGAGCCGGAUGCCUGGGAUGAACAGCCUUGCUGUAGCAAAGACCUUAACAAAGAGGCUGGAAGGAUGGCAGAAGGAAAUAAAAGUGAAGAGGAAAAAGAGGACUCUAGUGGAGAGAGUGACGUAGAGGAGGGUGUGGACGAGGAUGCAUUUAUCCGCAGCUCUGGGCUGAUGUCCCAUACCUAUCACCUGGAUCUGAACAUGUCCUCAGAUCUGAAUGUGAAAGAGACGGAGGAGAACGAAGCAGUGUUGAACAACAUGAGAGAUCUGCACAGACUCAUCAGUAGUAAAUACCUCCCUGCUGUUCAGUCCUGGAUUCAGAUGAUACACAGCUCUGACAGUACGGCACAGGACACAGCCACCUCUGCAAUGGAAGUUUGUUUGCAGAACAUACGCCAGCAGAUGAUAAGGGAUAGAGUGUUGAUCAACGAUGAUAAAACCGAGUUUAUGAUGAUUGGCACCAAGGUGCAGCUGGAGAAAGUCCGCACGACCAGCCUGAUAGUUUUUACAAAAGUUGGUGUGGAAGAGCAGCUGAUGAGGCAAGUCACCGACCUCAAAAAAUCUCUUGAUACAGCUUUGAGGAAACAUGAUGAGCUUCAUAUCGAUUACAAAGACAGGCACAGAAGAGUGUUAAAGGCUGGAGACGAUGAUGAUACUGAUGAUGAUUUUGAGGAGGUCCCGGAGAAAGAGGGUUAUGAGCCACAUAUCCCUGAGCAUCUGCGGUUCGAGUAUGGUCUUGAUUCGAAAUCUUCUCCAUCCACCUCUGUGGCUGAACUAAAGCCAUCAAAGCCAGUGGCGAGACCUGCAGCUCCAUCCGUGCCCUCAACUCUCAACCAGCUUAAGAGCAGGCAAUAUGAAGAAGAGCAGGACCCUACAUGUGCAGCUGCAACACUGCGUGUCCUAAAAGAGAAAGUGGCCAUGGCAACAUCUACAAGUGUGUCCGGAUGCUCUGCGAAACCCACCACGAGCUGCAGUAAACAGGGGGAGGAGAAGGAUAAACCUCCUGUCGUUCCUUUUGGUGUGGACCUCUACUACUGGGGAGAGGAGCAACCUACAGCUGGAAAGAUCAUCAAGUCCACCUCUCAGCACCGGUUCUGGGUGCCUCACGAGGUGGAGGAGGAGGUUGAGAACAAAGAGCUGUCUGCACAAAUGAAAUCCAGGUACAUUACCUUUGCUGGACAUUUCCAACCUGUGGAGCACAAGUGCAAAGCCCCGUUGCCCAAUGGCUCAUUGUGUGAACGCCAGGACAGAGUCAAGUGUCCAUUCCAUGGGUUAAUAAUUCCUCGGGAUGAGAUUGGGAGGCCAAUUAAUCCAGAAGAUGCAGUUCGCCUGGAAAAGGAAGAGUAUAAACGCAGAGAGGAGCAGCCAGACUGGCGAGAUCCAGAGCUCAUGAGGGAGAUUGAAGCAGCUACAGGCGAGGAUCUGGGCUCUUCUAAAAUGUAUGGCAAGGGUAAAAAGGCUGGGAAAGGAAAGGGAAAGAAAAGAAAAUAUCCCAACCUCACAGACCUGAAGCAAACUGCCAAUACUUCUCGCUCAAGGCUAGAAAAGAAGGUUUUUAAUAAGAGCUCCAUGAAACGAAUCGCGAAGGUCAUGAACAAGCUGGACAAAAGGAAGCAUGAGAAAUUUGCGAACCAGUUUAACUACGCAUUUAAAUAAGAUUUGAGAUAUUCCCGUCCUCAAAACUGUCAUCUCAGCCUGACUGAAGUGUAAAAAUAAGCUAAUGUCCAUGGUUCUGUGUCUAAAAAUGUGGAAUUAAAUACUAUUUAUCAUUUCUUUGUAUUGUGCUCGAAUAAUGUAAUGUAUGAUUGAUUUGUGUCAAACUUUUAAAUAUUUUAUUGUAAAUGUAUGCUGUUGAUAAGUGACUUCCCCGACAAAUGUAAACGUUAGCCUUAAAACCUUUUUGUUUUUUAAAAUGGUUCCGAGAGAGCCUAUUUUCUUGAAAUUGUAUUAUUCUAAUAAGCUGGAUGUUUUGCAAUACAAUUUUUUUAUUGAAAUGGAAAAAUUAUUUUUCAUCA
Neoarius graeffei (lesser salmon catfish) is the source of this 2905-nucleotide messenger RNA. It is a transcript of the gene uvssa, whose product is annotated as UV-stimulated scaffold protein A. Gene Ontology annotation, biological process: response to UV; transcription-coupled nucleotide-excision repair. NCBI's taxonomy places the organism in Eukaryota, Metazoa, Chordata, Actinopteri, Siluriformes, Ariidae. The record is from RefSeq and is a predicted model, not a curated record. The transcript is spliced from 15 exons. Gene Ontology annotation, cellular component: chromosome. Bases 204 to 2546 code for a protein of 780 amino acids. Gene Ontology annotation, molecular function: RNA polymerase II complex binding.